AAGAAAAGAAAAAACAGCAAGAAACACAAGGAAAAUCCUCGCUUCUUCUCUUCCACGGGGUUUUUCUCCUCCAAUCCUUUCCCCUCUCCCUCUCCUCCUCCUCCUCCUCCCUGCGCCUUCCACUUGCAGCGAUUCCUCCUCCCCGCCCGCUCUUCUCGAACCUUCUGGAACCUUCCCCCAUCCCCCACAAGAAGCAGCAGAUGGGCAUCGUCGUCGUCGUCGUCAACCAAUCCUAGGCGACGAGCGCUGCGGCGGCGCGCGCCAUCUGCUCCCCUCCGCCGUGCUCCGGUGCUCCCCGAUCUGCGCCUCCCGCUCCGGUUGGUCGGCUGUCGGAACACGCAGCUGCAAAACCCUAGCCGAGCUGCGGCGAUCUCAACGCUGGCGGCGAGGCCCUCCUCUUCGUCGGCGUCGACGGAAAAAUAUGGCGCAUGUUUUAUUUACUUCCCCUUGCUGUCACUGAACACAUUUCCUAAAGUCAAGGACAAGACAUGGUGUUGCAGAAGAGGUUGGACUAUGGAUCCCAUGGCCAUCGUGCUCCCAUUAAGCCACGUGUCGCAACAUUGGCGCCGGUUAAACGCUCCACAAGAAUAAGGAAAAAGCAGAUGUAUGCACUUGAUUUGCUUGCGACAGCUGCAGAAAAAUUGUUGGCUGAUCAAGACAAUUUAUCUAGUGGACCUAACAUAAAUGAAACACCAGAAGGUUAUGUUACAAGCAUGAAACCAGUUAAAGCAGAACAGUUUGAUGAAGCGUUUCCGUUGAGAAGCGUGGCUGUGAAAAAAGAUGACUGCAAAGGUUGUACAGUAGGCUGUGCAGGCAUCUGUGGCUUUCUCAGACAAGCUAAUAUGUGCUUGGCUGAAAACUCGUCGACUCAAAAUCUAGCUGAUUCAGUACUAGAGUCACUAACAGCAAAGCCUGAUGUGUUGGCUAAGGACUCAUUUGUUAGCAGUAAAAAAUCAUGUCGAUUGGGUUUUGGUCUUGGCACAAUUCCGGAGUAUGGAUCUGUUGGAGUAUGCCAACCUUGGUCCACAAGAUCAGCAGAGGUUAAACAAGUGCAUCGGGCGAGACCAACAGCAAUCAGAAGUCAAGAAGAUAGUGAUGCUGCAGCUCUAUGUGCUUUGGUCGAGACCAUGGAUUUGGACACCAAACCUCUUGCUGAGGCUAGCUCUGGUAGUAACUCAGGAGUGCACAUCUGCGGCCCUGACAGGGGGCAUAACUCCCAUCCCUCGUGUUUGGCUAAAGUGCAGCAUGCUGCAGACAGAGAUGAUGACGAAAAUUCUUCUGGGUGUGUACAUCCAAGCACCUCAGGAAAUAACCGUGGUUAUAUUCCACAUUAUAUAGGUGACCGCAGGAUAAGGAGAUUGUUUGCCUCCAGGUUAAGGAAGGCAGCUCGCAACAGGAUAUGUGGAGAGAUGUCUUGUAAAGGUAACAAGCUGAGUUUGUGUGAAAAGAAGAUGCCCACUACGCGCCGAAGAGUGCAACAAACAACUUUGAAGAGGAAAAGACUUGCUCAACUUUACUCCGAAAAAUCAUCUGAUGAAGUCAAGUUAACCAUCAAAUCUUUCAACAUCCCUGAACUACUAAUUGAGAUCCCUGAAAAUGCAACAGUUGGUUCAUUGAAGAAAACUGUGUCAGAUGCUGUUACUACUAUAAUUGAACGCGGUCUCCGUGUCGGUAUACUUCUUCAAGGAAAAAAUAUUCAAAAUGACAACAAGACGCUUCGUCAGGCUGGGAUUUGCCGUGGUAAAAAACUAAAUGACAUAGGCUUUACUCUGGAAUGUGAAGCUGGGCAAGAUUCUCACCCUGGUGUAAUAGUGCCAGAAGAAAUGGAUUUUGUUGGUGCAUCUGUUGUGGACAAGUCUGCUACGGUGAAAUGCGAAGAACCUGCUGAGAACCAGCAGCUUAUGCAAGAUUUUCCAGGCUGCAGCUUGAGUGAUCCUGGUUCUGUUGAUUAUCCCGUGGAAUGGAGCACACAAGAAACAUCAGCAAGCUCCCAAGCCAUCGUCCCUUUUGCAGAUCCAAACUCACUGGCGCUGGCCAAUGUGCCGCUUUCUAGGUCAAAGCGACCAGAUUUUGGGCAAAGACGGAUAAGGAGGCCUUUCACUGUUGCUGAAGUGGAGUUGCUGGUGGAAGCCGUCGAGCACCUUGGAACAGGAAGGUGGAGGGACGUCAAAUUCCGCGCAUUUGAAAAUGUUCAUCAUAGGACCUAUGUUGAUCUGAAGGACAAGUGGAAGACCCUGGUGCACACGGCGAGCAUAGCGCCGCAGCAAAGAAGGGGAGCUCCAGUUCCACAGGAACUCCUGGACCGUGUGCUCGCCGCACAGGCCUACUGGUCGGAGCAGCAGGCAAAGCUCCAUGGCGAUCCCCCUGUUCCUGAAAUCUGCCCUACCUGAUCCUGAUGAUGAUUGAUGGAGAAGGCAAGAAUGGCCCUCGUGUACAAAUCGGUGUAAAAAUUGUUCAGAAGGGAUUGGUUGGUUGACGUUUGAUUGAAAUUUGUCGACAGUUGAAAACUCACAACUUGGUCCUUCCUACUGUUGGUUCGUUAACAGGAGGAGGAAGAAGAAGAAGAAGAAGAAGAAGAAGCUUAUUUGUAAAUUUCAGCAGAGUUUACUGUCUUUGCAAAAAUGCAAGUCGUUUUGGACAAGUUGA
This is a messenger RNA of Oryza sativa Japonica Group (Japanese rice), 2646 nucleotides long. The record is from RefSeq and is a predicted model, not a curated record. Lineage: Eukaryota; Viridiplantae; Streptophyta; Magnoliopsida; Poales; Poaceae.